Messenger RNA from Thelazia callipaeda (thelaziosis nematode), 624 nucleotides. The record is from the annotation of a GenBank genome assembly. Lineage: Eukaryota; Metazoa; Nematoda; Chromadorea; Rhabditida; Thelaziidae.
AUGCAGCGAUCACUAGCGGUUGAUCUGUCUAAUUUUUCUAGAAAAAAACGCUUAUCAAUGCCACAAAUUAUUGUUGAUCAAAAUCGAAAACCGCGUGAAAAUGACUAUAAGGAUGGUCAAACAAAUGACGAUCAAAAAGUUCGUUUUAAAAUGACCAGAGUGCAAUCUGAACAAGAAGUUGACAAACGUAUUCAUAAAGCACCUGAAAUAAUUUCGCAUACACGAGAUUUGUCGCACUUUCCUUCCAUUGCCAAUCGAAGUUUAAAUCCGAAUAAUACGAACUCUGAACUUUGCGAACUUGAGCGUAUAUUCACGUUUAGCAGGCAAGAAUCGCCACUUCAACAUACUAUCAAUGAUAAAACAUCAAUUACGACGGCUAAUCGUUUCAAACAUUCACUUGAACAGCGUGUUAUACGUGAAGCUCAUUCCGCCGUACGUCUGAAUAAAAAAAUAUUCGAGAAAUCAAGUACUAGUGCUUUGGUUGUCUUGAAUUUACCAGAACCACCGAAAAAAGAAAGUGCUCUUUCGAAUUAUAUGGAAUAUCUAAAUGUGCUCACAAAUAAUUUACGUCGUGUACUUUUAAUACGUGGAAGUGGGUCAGAAGUGAUCACUAUGUAUUCUUAA